CCCUCUCUUUCUGCAAAUUUCUUCUUUCAUCUCUCGAAUUCCAGACGGAUCAUUCAAAUCGUUUGUUUCUGUUGCAUCGGCGAGCCCAAUUCUGACAUUCAGGUGGUGAAAUUGAAGGAAAUGGGAACAGUACAUGAAAAGCUGGAGGAAGCCAUGGCAGAGAAUGAGAAGCUGAGGAAAGAGCAUGAGAUGAAAGCAGAAUCCAUGGAGAAUUUGAGAAGAGCUUAUGAUGAGCAAGUGAUGAAGGCUGAGGAUGGGAGUUCUAAAGUGGAAAAGCUCACACAGGAGUUGAGUUUGAAGGAGGAUGAACUGUCUGCUGCAAAGCAGAAGUUUGAAGAACUGAAUGCAAAUCUGAAGGCAAAAGAAUCUGCCAUCAAGCAUUUGAGUUCUGCGAACGAUAGGCUUCGCUUAGACUCUGCAGAGAAGGCGAAGAAACUCGAGGAGGAGAACAGGAAGAUGGUGAGGGCGUUGGACGAGGCGAAUGCAGUGAGAAUGGAUCAGAAUCAGCAGAUACAAUCUCUGAGAAAUGAAAAUGAAAGGUUGAGGGAAAUGGUGAGUGCUUCUCAGAAGAUGUGUUCUGAAGCUGAGGAAAGAGCAAAGGCCUGCAGAGAAUUGAGACAGAGAGAUGAAGUUCUGUUCAAGUUAGAGGAGGAGAAGAUUAAGCUUGAAGAUGAGCUUAAAUGGAAGAAAGAACAGUUCUGUCAUCUGGUUGAGGCUCAUGAGAAUCUCCAGAAGAAAUUUCGCGAAAGGGAGAAAGAAUGGGAGGAGGAAAAAGAAACACUGUUUGAUCAUAUCUCCACAUUGCAGUCCACCUUAGAUUCCCAAACAAGAAUUUCAGAAGAUCUUCGAACCCGAUUGCAAAUGUGUAAUCAAGCCCUAGCCCAUGAAGAAACCAGGAGAAAAUUCAUGGAAGCUCAACUCUCAGAAUCCAAAUCCUGCAUUGACAGUGUUUCUGCAGAAUAUGAGGAAGCCAAGUCAAGAAUCGACGGUUUGUGUGCUCAAAGGGAUAAAGAAAUCGCGAAUCUAAGAGACGCCAUGGGCUCGAGGGAAGCAAUCUACAAGGAAACAGAAUACAGGUUUCGAAAACUAGAACAAGAGAAACAGGAGUUAAUGGCAUCCCUGAAAGAAUUCCAGGAAGCUGGAAUCAAGGCCUCUGGAAAUUCUUCACUGUCAAAACUCAGAAACAAGCUCAAGGCCAAAGAAGCUCAAUGGGCUUCUGAAAUGGAGGGUUUAGCUGGGGAUCUCGAUUGCUGCAAGUCCGAGUUAAAGAACAAAGACGGUUUGAUCACCGAGCUUCAGAAAGAGCUGCAGUCUUGCCAUUCCUUAAUGUUCGAGUUAACAUUGCAGAACGAGGAGACUUCUGUGAUGUUACUCGUCUUGAAAUCACACCUCUCCGAGGUGUAUCAGAGCCUCGCUAACGCCUAUGCUGCUGUGGAUUUUAAAAACAAAGAAGACGAGCUUCACAUUUCGACUCUAAUGCAACAAUUAGACGAGAAAAACAGUACUCUUGUCAUAGCAGAAAAGGAUCUUGAAGACGAGCGCCACAAGGUAGCAGCGUUAUCAGCAAGGAUCGAGUCAUUGAAUUUGAUCGACGAAGAACAGGUUCCAUUGCAGACAGAGGUUGAUAAACUAAAGGAAAUGCUCAAAGAGGCCUCGGCCUAUCAAGAACAUUUGAAGGAGCAGGUGAUGAGAACAGAAAGCGAUUUAACAGAAGCACAAGACGCCUUGGAUCGAGCAAAUGAAGAACUGGCUGAUGUUUUGUAUGAGGGGAAUGAAGCUGUGUUUGAGUUGCAGAUAUGGAGGACUAUUGCAGAGAGGUUGAAAUCGAGCCUCGAUGAAAACCUGAUAAUGCGCAGAAAGGUAGAAGAUUCACUCUUUGCACAGAUGCACGUCGAGAUUGAUCUCAGACAGGAGAAAGACAGCCUUAUUGCAAAUCUAGCCGAGAAAGAAACAGAAACAACUGACCUCAAACAAAAAAUUGCCUUACUGAACGAGGAACUCGAGAAGAGGGAUCUUCAGAAAGAACUCGAGUGGCUGAGGGAAGAACUCGAAGGGUCUAUCUUAGCACAACAAGAAGCAGAGAGAAUCCACGAGAAAGAGAAGGCGAGUUUUCACCACAGAAUCGAGGACCUCCAGAAACUCGUCUUGUCACUCGAACAAGAAUUCGAAAACACAACCACCUCGUUCUCAUCCAGACUUGUUCAGAUGCAGGCAGACACUGUUAAGUUCCGCCAAACCUGGGAAACAGUCAGAGAGGCCGUGGUUCUGAAAGAGAUCGAAAUUCAAGAGACAAACAUGAUUAACUCAGAGCUGGAAAACGAUUUCACUACUCUCAAACAGAAAGUCGAGCAGCAGAACAGACGUCUAAGCACUUUGUCAUCUAAUCUCGGUAACCAGACAAGCAAUUCAGAUAGGGAAAUGCUGCUGGAUAUGUUAACAGGACUGUCAGAUAGGAUGAGCCAAUUAUCCAUGGAAGACAAACAGCUAACUAAAGAACUGGGAAGAAUUAUGCAGAGUUUUAACAGCAAUGGAGGAUUAAGAGUGAAUGAAUUCUUUGAUCCUGCAAAAGAGAAUCUGAACAGAUGCCCCUCUCCAACUAAGACUGUUGAAGCUGCCAUGGCUGGAGAGAGAUCACCCUUGAGAGCUCUCAACAACUAACUACUGGGUUCGAAAAUGCUACUUGCAUCAAUUCUUACAUCAUUUGAGGUAGAUUGAAUGAUUGAUUAGUGAUUACUCCUAAAUCAUACAAAAAGUUUUAUCAUUAUCCAACUAAACCUUGAAGCUAUUUUCAUUUAGCUUCUUCUCAUUUAUCUUGAACAGUUAAUUAUAUAGAUUUUAACCA
This is a messenger RNA of Ipomoea triloba (trilobed morning glory), 2842 nucleotides long. RefSeq lists its product as uncharacterized. The record is from RefSeq and is a predicted model, not a curated record. The coding region runs from base 121 to 2658 and encodes 845 amino acids. NCBI's taxonomy places the organism in Eukaryota, Viridiplantae, Streptophyta, Magnoliopsida, Solanales, Convolvulaceae. The transcript is spliced from 2 exons.